Molecule: messenger RNA, 766 nt
Organism: Anneissia japonica
Lineage: Eukaryota; Metazoa; Echinodermata; Crinoidea; Comatulida; Comatulidae
Product: peptidyl-glycine alpha-amidating monooxygenase B-like
Exons: 4
Coding region: 158-559 (133 amino acids)
Molecular function (GO): oxidoreductase activity, acting on paired donors, with incorporation or reduction of molecular oxygen, reduced ascorbate as one donor, and incorporation of one atom of oxygen; copper ion binding
Source: RefSeq, a predicted model, not a curated record
AUAAGCCUAUCAAAUAAAUUACCAUAAAGGGAACCUGAAAAAUAGAACUAUCUUUGUGCAAGCAUAGAAGUCUUGGGCAAGCUGACAACUGUUUCAAAUCAGGAAUCAUCAACACUAAAUAAAAAUCCUCUUUGUUGUGGAAACAUAUUACACGAGAAUGCUUACUACGACAUCUCAUCUUUUUUGUAUUUUAUUCCUGCUGUAUUUUUAUGAAUGUCAUUACGGCACGGAGUGUGUACUGCAUAACAAUGGAAUAAUCAAUCAAGACUUUCUAAUGCCAGAUGUCCGUUUAACAGAGCCGGAUGAGUACAUAUGUACUGCAAUACCUGUCACUCAACGUAAUGUAUAUAUAGUGAAUGUCGUACCAAGAGCUAACACGGAUGCAGUUCAACAUAUGACGUUGCUUGGACUUGCCGCAAUAGAAGAGCACCCUAACAACGCAUGGAAAUGCCGUUUCAUGGAAUUCGAAUUAGAGUCGCAGUACUUGUUUGCUUGGGCAAGAAAUGGACCCACUCCUACCAUCCCUCGGGGUAAGUUACCAGCCAAAACACACCAGUAGUAGAUACUGCAGAAUAGUACAAAAUAUAUUGUUUGCUGAACAUACAUAAUAUACCCAAAUAUAAAACCAUAGAAUUCUGUGGUUGAGAAUUAUCAUUAUUAUGUUAAUUUUCUUUGUUGUUGUCAUCAUUCUCCUCCUCGUCAUCAUCAAUAUCAUCAUAAUAAUCUCUAUCUUUCUUCUAUAUUAUAACUAUCAUCGUUAUACUAU